Messenger RNA from Corylus avellana, 697 nucleotides. The record is from RefSeq and is a predicted model, not a curated record. NCBI's taxonomy places the organism in Eukaryota, Viridiplantae, Streptophyta, Magnoliopsida, Fagales, Betulaceae.
AGCACGACCUUAAAAUCAGCCACAACCAAGAAAAAAUUAGCUACUGUUCAACAAAAACAAAGUUAGAAAACUAGAAAGGCUUCCAUGUUUACACGAAAACACCUCGAAAGAAGCAUUUUAGCUUAUAAAAGGUAAGAGGUCAAGGUCUCUUGAAUCCUGAUGCUUACCGUUUGCACAUGUUGAAUUUAACAAAUGCAAGUGGGUUUGCUUGCGUGACAAAAACAAAGGUCCCCACUUGCUGAGCCUUCUCCUUCCCUGAUCUUGGUUUCUUUCAGAUCUAAAACCCAAUCCCAUGCUCUUUAGUCUCCAGAUGGUUUGGUAGUCAAAACCCCCCACAAAACAGCUUCUAGGCUGUCUUGGUUUUUUGUUUUCUGGUAGAAAAACAGGCAAAGAAUCAAAGGGAAGUGAGAUGGGUUUGGUGGGUGUCCAAGAAAACGGGAAUGGGGAAAUGGGAUUGUCUGUUGUUCCAUUGGGGACUAAGAAUAAGUACAGGAGGAUGGACUCUGAGCUCACCGAGGAUGUUGAUGAUGCUUCACACCACCAUCAUCAGGAGAACAGGAGUAAGAGUACCAGGAGAUUUGUUUUUGCCUCCGCUGUCUUUGCUUCUCUCAACUCUGUUCUUCUUGGCUAUGCUUUAUUGACAUGGAUGAGCAUAGCUCGUGAAGUUGUGAGACACAUCAGGAGCAGAACAUAUUGA